AUGUUGCAACCCUCAACAAUAAAACGAAGAUUGGAAACUUUUCUUAACGAAUUUAAAAGAUUAAGAAAAAAUUGGGAUGAGCUUAAUGAUGAAUGUCUUACAUUGGCCAAUUCAUUUUUCAAUACAAAAUUACAAGAACAAAAUACAGAUUAUCCAGAAUAUUGGAUUGAAGAAUUUGAAGAAUUUUUAAAUUUAAAGGAAAACUAUGAAAAAAAAAUGUCGAAAAAAGUCUCAGAAUUAUGGAAUUCUUUGAAAUUAAUAUUUGAUAAAAUGAUUGCUCAGUAUACAAAAAUGAAAAUUCAAAUAUUACAAAUGGAAUCUUUGCUGGAAGAAUCUUGUGAAAGCCUGGGAGAAGAAUUUACAUAUGAUACUUCGUUGUAUUUAACCUGUCCUUUGGAAAUAUUUGAACUCGAUUUAAAACAAAAAAUAAUAUUAAUGAAUAAUGAGAUUGUUGUAGAUCGUGAGAAGGCGAUGAUAAUAUUAUCAAGUUGGAUAAAUCAACCAUUAAUUGAUGAUUGGGCAAUUAAAGAAUUUGAAAAUAUUUGUGAUGUUGAAAUUGGAAAUAAAUUCGACAAAUGA
Messenger RNA from Entrophospora candida, 579 nucleotides. NCBI's taxonomy places the organism in Eukaryota, Fungi, Glomeromycota, Glomeromycetes, Entrophosporales, Entrophosporaceae. The record is from the annotation of a GenBank genome assembly.